AUGAAGAGCACAUUGACUGUAGCAGCCUUUGCGGCCUCAGCCUCGGCGGCGCUCUACAACAUCUCUCCAGACAACCAUACCUGCGUACUCCAGCCGCAGUACCUCUCUUGCUCGGCCAAGGCGAACCCAAAGACUGUUGAUACCUGCUGCACGGAGACAUUUGGCGGCUUGCUGCUCGCAACCCAGUUCUGGGAUACCUGGGCGGACAAGGAGCUGCCUGAGAAUACCUGGACUCUCCACGGUCUGUGGCCUGACUUCUGCAACGGCUCAUACACGCAAUAUUGCGAUUUGUCGAGGCAGUACGAUCCUGUCCCUUCGCCAAACACGACCAAUGGACUGCCCAAUGGCACUUUUGUACCUGCGUACAAUGGCAGCAACAUCGGCACAUUCGUCGAAAAGUUAGGCAGAUACGAUCUGCUUGCCUGGAUGAACAAGUACUGGAUCUCGCAAACGGGUCCCAACGCCGAUUUCUGGGGCCACGAAUUCAGCAAGCACGCAACCUGCUUUUCCACCUUCGAUAUCCCUUGCUACGGACCAAACUAUCAGCAGCAUGAAGAGGUGGUUGAUUUCUUCGAGACAACGAUUGGAUACUACAAGAAGUUCCCAACCUUCCAGUGGCUGCAACAGUACGGCAUCACGCCAAGCAACAGCACACAAUACAACUUCAUCGAUAUUCAGGACGCUCUCUCUGCUCAGCAUGGAGCUGUGCCUUAUCUUGGCUGCUCUGGCCCGAGGUAUAAUGAGACGACGGCUGGUAGGAAUAGCCGUACCAACGACACGGGCAGGACUGUGUUGAGCGAGGUCUGGUACAACAUGCACGUGCUCGGACGUCCUCAGGACUACCACUAUGUGCCUGUUGAUUCCCCGGCCAUCAGCGGCUGCUCGAACGCUACUGGUGCUAUCUGGUAUUACGAGCAGACUGCCGCAGAUGCCUCUCCAGUCCACUGGAACAUCACCAGCAACGUUACGACGUACGAGUACUAG
This is a messenger RNA of Zasmidium cellare ATCC 36951, 984 nucleotides long. RefSeq lists its product as uncharacterized. Gene Ontology annotation, biological process: RNA catabolic process. Gene Ontology annotation, molecular function: ribonuclease T2 activity; RNA binding. Bases 1 to 984 code for a protein of 327 amino acids. The transcript has 2 exons. NCBI's taxonomy places the organism in Eukaryota, Fungi, Ascomycota, Dothideomycetes, Mycosphaerellales, Mycosphaerellaceae. The record is from RefSeq and is a predicted model, not a curated record. Gene Ontology annotation, cellular component: extracellular region.